AGAAGGUAUUACAAUUAAACACCCUAAGGCAGAGGUUUAUUGGAGAUUAUUAGGCAGUAAAUUCUAGAUUUCUUCCCUGUGCAAGUGCUUCCUACUUGUUUUGUGAAUUCCGUGAUCACCGGUUUCCAAGUUCAAGAUGGAUGCUCACAGGAUUGAUGGAGUCAAAUACGAGUGCUUGCUUUUUGAUAUAGAUGACACUCUCUACCCAUUGAGCUUAGGUCUCAAUUUGGCAUGUCGCAAGAACAUACAAGAGUAUAUGUUGGAACACUUGCACAUUGAAGAAAGUGAAGUGCCAAAGAUGUGCCUGGAUUUGUAUAUUGAACAUGGGACAACUAUGGCAGGAUUGAAGGCCCUUGGUUAUGAGUUUGACAAUGAUGAGUUUCAUGCUUAUGUGCAUGGAAGAUUACCAUACGAGAAACUGAAGCCAGAUUCAGUGUUGAGGAACCUUCUUCUUUCCAUGCCUCAGCGUAAAAUAAUAUUCACAAACUCAGAUCACAAACAUGCAGUUGAAGUUCUCAACAGAUUGGGCUUGGAAGAUUGUUUUGAAGGCAUCAUAUGCUUUGAAACUCUUAAUCCUCCCAACAUAGAUGUAUCAGAUGAUAAUCAUGUAACAGAGAGUGGACGUUUCAACUCCCACACACAAAUCCUCUGCAAACCUUCUGUGGAAGCCUUCGAAGCUGCGAUUCGGAUUGCAAAUGUGGAUCCUAAGAAAACAAUUUUCUUUGAUGACAGUACUCGAAAUAUUGCAAGUGCAAAGGUAGCUGGACUUCACACUGUUAUGGUGGGUCGUUCAGAUUUGGUCCCUGGUGCUAACCAUGCCCUGAACAGCAUUCAUAAUAUCAGAGAAGCAUUACCUGAAAUAUGGGAGGUUGAAGAAGACAGCCAACAGCAAAUGAUCCAAUCCUUAGCAGUGGAAGCUAUAGUCCUUGCAUAGGUUUUGCUUGGAUAAAUUAUCUAAGUAAACUUAUCAAGCAAAUCAAGAGUUUCUACCUAGCAGAGUUUUGUCUAAGUUUUCAAUAACUUUGCAAUUGCCUCCACAACAUCAUGAUUUUAAUUGUAUGAAUGACGCAAUUGGCAUCUUGAAAAAGAUGUGGAAACUAGUAUAUGCAAAUUGCAGAAGCAUGAAAUUAUAAGAGAAAAAGACAUUUACUGUGUUUA
Messenger RNA from Lotus japonicus, 1158 nucleotides. Its product is annotated as suppressor of disruption of TFIIS. The transcript is spliced from 9 exons. NCBI's taxonomy places the organism in Eukaryota, Viridiplantae, Streptophyta, Magnoliopsida, Fabales, Fabaceae. The coding region runs from base 137 to 934 and encodes 265 amino acids. The record is from RefSeq and is a predicted model, not a curated record.